Brienomyrus brachyistius is the source of this 3794-nucleotide messenger RNA. RefSeq lists its product as uncharacterized. Bases 414 to 1439 code for a protein of 341 amino acids. Lineage: Eukaryota; Metazoa; Chordata; Actinopteri; Osteoglossiformes; Mormyridae. The transcript has 2 exons. The record is from RefSeq and is a predicted model, not a curated record.
UAAAGCUGUCAGCAGUAGCACAACGUGCUUUACAGCAGCUCCCAGGAAAGGCUGAAGUUCUCCCGCGCCCGAGAAAGAAGACUUCGCCGUUACCUCUCCAUUAAUCUCCUUUAAUAUUAGUGUCUCUUGCCCACGAUUCAAACCACAAUCUCACGGAGUUAUUUCAGCUACAGUUUACUUAAUGAGAAACUGGAUUGGCCUGUGCACACUGGUACGUUAUUGUACUGCUAACUGCUGCAUCGAAGAAGUAAACUUAAUCAAAGACAACAUCCCUGGCUGUGCUCUGAUCAGUACUCUUCUGCAAACAACAUCCCAGAUCUACAAGUUCGUUUAAUCCUCCUACAUCCUAACAGAAGGGAACACAGUAUUAUUACUUUUCCUCCCCGUUGCAUCUGAGCUCUCUGGUCAUCACCAUGGGUUACAGUUAUAGUAAGGAAGAGGAAGACAUCAUGAUCUCAGGGAUGUUCCGUAUAGCUGAGACAUAUGGUGUGAUUCCUGAUAUUACCAUCGACGACUCCUUACUCAUGUACUCAGGACUGAAUUCAACAUCUGUACUAGAACAGCACAGUUCUCAGAUGGUCAGUGACCUGGUGAGCAAAGUUCCGAACUAUAUGACCAACCUGGGCUCCUCUUUAUCUGCUUUCAACCUUGUACCAAACGCAGUUGGAUUGGGCGCGUUGAUCAUCUCCUUCCUAUUAGACCUCACGGUUAGUUCUUUGGUCCCGGUUCCCGAGGACAGCCCCCUGAACAUGAUGCAGCGGGUCUUUGCUGAGGAAAAGGCCUCGGGGGUCAGAGACUCCAUGGACGAGUACCUGAAACGCCUCCGCAAGUAUCUGUGGGAACCAGGACAGGCGCUAGAAGAGACCAAACGUCUGGAGAAGCAGCUGAGCGAGCAGCUGACCCGUCUGACAAACUCCAUGCUGAAGGACGGCCAAAUGAGCUCCCGCGCCAUGAAGAUCUGGGCCAACGGCGCAGCUUUCCAUGCGCAGAUGCUAAUCCACGAGGCGCGGCUCAUGAUGGCGGGAUAUGGAUCGAAGGAAGAAAAGAACCUCGAUGUUCGAGUAGCUUCUGUCCACAACAUGCUAAACCAUUAUCAAAAGGACUUGGAGAAAUUGUUGAAGGAGUACAAGAGCUAUAAGCGCACUAACAUGCAGAUAACAUACAAAGACUGUGUGACGCCAUAUACAUAUUUCUGCCUUGACAAAAAAUGUUAUAUUUAUGACAAAGAGCUUGGAAAAAGUACGAACGACAGACCUAGAACUGUCUCAGAUUAUGAUUUUGAGCGUCAUUUUUGUUCCAAAUCUUUGGACGCCUACAUCAACUACAUGUUUAGCAACUGGGGCCAGAUAAAAAAGCUGAGCGAGUAUUUUACUGUCCUUAAUACUAACAUAAGGGAGCUGAUAACACAAAACAGGAAUUUUACCAUGGAAAACGUGUAGCAAACAGAACACAAGCAGAAGUGUCCAUGACCGUGAGCCAUGAGCUGUUCCACUCCAUCAGGUGACAUGUAAUAUAUUAGAAAGGGCUUGGAGGACUUGUUAAAGGACAAGAGCUAUUAACACACUAACCUGCUUUUCUAAUUAGAAUCUUUGUGAUGUUUAGACUUUAAUAAUUUUUCAAAAAUUGUAUUCAAUAAUUAAUACUUCGUAACUGAAUAAUUAUUCUCAUUUGAAUCUUUCAUUUUUAUUACAGAUGUAAAACUGUGUUUGGGACACAGCCAAAAGAAACGCUUUUACUGCUGCAUUGUAAAACACACUUUCAACAGUGAUAAAGUGAUGCGCUUUAUAGGAUAAAUAAUAGGAUUAUAGUUCUGAGAAGCCAUUUAGUUUUCAUGUAGAUUAACAAAAUGCUUGUUAUUAAAAUUUAAUUUGGCAUUGCUCUGACUGCAUUUCACAUUGCUGAAUGUAAAUUAAAUGUUGUUGCAACUACAUUUCCUGCAGUCAUGUAUUACUUGAAUGGAAGUAUGUAGCCUUUUUGCUACAUAUAAAACAUACAAUUAUUAAAGAUUAUUUAUGAAAUUCAAAGCACUUCCACAGGGACGGGACGUACCAACAGCAGGGAUCACCGCUGAUUACCUCCACUUCUUAAGCGGAUCACAAGCAACUGACAUUGCAAAGUAUUUAAUUGAUACUUUAUUGAUGGUGUGAUGGAAAUUGUCUUUACGCCUCCCUCUUUGCUCCAUAUAGAGUAAGCUGUCCGCGAAGGGCUGCCACCCGCUAUGGCGCCCAGGGAGCUGGGGGUUACAGGCCUCGCUCAAGGACCCACAGACAUGCUGUGGCUGGGUUUGAACCUGUGACCUGCUGUUUACAGGCACACAGGCUUAGCCCACUGCACCACACGCUGUCCCCAUUGUCAUAUUGUUGCCAUAGUUAUGUGCCUUGCUGAGUGUUUCUUUGUUCGUUGUCUUCCCCGUUAUCCCUGCCUCCUGCAUCCUGCCUGCCCUGCCUGCCUACCUUCUCCUGUGAUCCCGACCCGUCUCCACUGCUCGUCCUCCCCACUUGUCAUCUUGUCCUGUACCUGCUCGUGGGACUGACCCUUCCGGCUUUCGACUCCCUGCAUCUGACCCGACUACGAUUUUGGCUUGUGGACUUGCCUGUGGUUGUACCUGGUUGUUGAAGUAAACUACCAGUCUCCUGCACUACGGGGUCUUCACACGCGCUGAAAUACUUAUGGUGGUGCAGUGCUUAGCACUGUUGCCUCACACCUCUGGGACCCAGGUUCGAGUCUCCACCUGGGUCACAUGUGUGUGGAGUUUGCAUGUUCUCCCCGUGUCGUCGUGGGGUUUCCUCCGGGUGCUCCGGUUUCCCCCCACAGUCCAAAAACAUGCUGAGGCUAAUUGGACUUGCUGAAUUGCCCAUAGGUGUGCAUGUGUGAGUGACUGGUGUAUGAGUGUGCCCUGCGAUGGGCUGGCCCCCCAUCCUGGGUUGUCCCCUGCCUCGUGCCCAUUGUAGUGAUGUGUCGGUCGCGAAUGAAACGGCUCUCGGAGCCGGCUCUUUGAAGUGAACGAUCAGAGCUCCUGCCUGUGAGCCGGAGUCAGAGCCACUUUCUUUAUUUCUCUAUUUUUUUUUUCAAGCCGCACGGAUUGGUCAACCACACGACGCGUGUCUGCACUGAUCAGGACAGGGAUGGGCGGUGCUACAGGGUGCGUUCGACUUGGGCUUUAAGUUUUAUGUGACCUUGCUCUCGUGAGGUUUUUGUACCAUGUGACAUGGUUACGGGUGGUGACGUUUUGCAGCGCCGCUGAAGUCGGACAAAAAAAAUUUAACCGUUAUGCAUUGCGUUGGGACCAGAAUGCAUUGCUUUAAGCCAGCGCUGCAAACGGCUUCGUGAAGUCGAACGCACCCAUAGACAAAUACAGCAAUCGCAGGCACAGACAAAGAAACAGGAGGGAAGGAGACAAGCAUGACAAAAUGAGUGACUGCAGGAAACGGAGUGAAAUUUGGAUACAUUUCAAUUACCUUGAUAAUACAAAGGCAGAGUGUAGAGCGUGCAAGGUUAAAAUCUCAUAUCGAACAGGCUCUACAAAUAACCUGCAUUGGCACCUGAGAACUGUACAUCCAUCAGUGCAGUGGGAAGAAAAAAGACAAGCAAGUGAACCUGCUACUAAGGAAUGUGACAGUUUGUCUACUGCAACUGUUGAAAGUGUCAGUUUGUCAGUGUCUACACCGUCAUCCAGUACAGCACCACAACCACCUAGACCUACAACCUGGAGCUCUAUGAGACAGUUUCUGCAAAAAGCUAUGACUCCAGUAAAACAGAAAACAAUUGAUGAGGAACUGGCUAAAAUGAUUGCA